CUCUCAGCUAUCCCCCACACACACUAGUCUGUCUGUAUGGAAAUGUUGCUUUUCAGUACCUGGGUCCUGAUGCCUUUCUUGAUCUUGCUUGUCUCUCCAGUAGCAGGAGAGGAGCUAUUUGAGGUGACAAUGUGGCCAGAGUGGCCUGUGGUUGAGGCUGGCAAGGCCCUGUGGAUCAACUGUAGCACCAACUGUACAUACCCUGGAAAAGGAGGCAUUGAGACCCGUAACAUAAAUACAACCAUGAAGAAAGAAGGGACUCACUGGAAGAUGUUUUACUUAUCAAAUAUAUCUCAGAAUACUGAUAUCUUUUGUUACUUCAUCUGCUCUGGGAUUCAAAAGAAGAAGUCUGUCCGUGUCAUCGUGUACCGGCCACCAGAGCAGGUGACAUUGAUCCUGCAGCCUGCUUGGGUGAUUCUGGGUAGUAAUUUCACCUUGACAUGCCACGUGCCUAAUGUGGUCCCGCUGGAGAACCUCACACUGACUCUGCUCCAGGGCACCGAGAAGUUACACCGACAGACCUUUAUGACUGUGUCUGAAGUUCUGCAGGAUGCCUGGCUCACUCUCAACAUCACUGCUCAAAGGGAAUAUAGUAAGAGUAACUUCUCUUGCCUGGCAGAACUGGAUCUCAGACCACACGGCGAGCAGUUCUCUGCCAGCUCGGACCCCAAGAUGCUGGAGAUAUUUGAACCUUCCUGGAACAACCAGAUGCUCGUCAUCAUCAUCAUCACAAUUCUGCUGCUGCUGGUGUUUGUGAUCUCAGUCUGCCUGUGUUUUGCUUAUGGACACCACUGGCGUCAACAUCGAACAGGGGGAUAUGGGGUACUUGCUGCCUGGAGGAACCACAGAAUCAGACGCUCAUGAUCCAAAGUGACUAUAAGGACCAGAGGGAUGCUGUCAUGGUGCAUCUACAACCUCUUCAUAGCUUAGGGAGUGGUGAGAAACAAAAGGCUGUGUGUGUGUGUGUGUGUGUGUGUGUGUGUGAUGGGAAAGAUCCAUUUUUCCCAGAAAGGCCUUGGGAAAAUAUAUUCUGUUGGUCUUAAUCCAAACUCCUGGCCUUGACAAUGGCUUAAUUGUUUUCUUUAGAGAUCAAAAUCUAUGCAAGGGACAUAGAAACACACUUGUUGGAUUUAACUCUCCUCUCCUUAGUUGCCCAAACCAGACCCUCUCACCAUUCCCCACCCACCCCAUCCUGGAUUCUCCACUUCCAUGACUCCAUUCUCAGGGCCACAUAUUGUCCUUGCUGACUCUUUUGGGGCUGAGGGAAUAAAGGAAGGCAGAGGGAAGUCACUAAGAGCCUGGCAUCAGGAAGAAUCAGGAUGAAGCUGUCACUGUAGUCACAACUGAGUCAGCACAGCUAUCUCUGUGGAUAACCCCCAACCUUGUUGCCCUUAAUCUUCUCCUCCCUGCCCCAUAUCCCUUCAUCACAGGUCAGAGAAAUGUCCAGGCAGACAUCCUGCUUACAGCAAGGUCUGCCAGUAGCAAUUCCCUCUGGGAUUUGAUCUUACCCUCUGAUUUCCUGAGAUGGACCUUGAAAAUUAGGAUGAAGGGAAGGGAGGAGAGGGCAAAAUUCCAGGAUUUCUACCGUCCUCACUCCUAAGUCUCCUCAUGCCUCUUCCCUGGCCCUCUGUUAUUCCCACUGAUCUUUUCCAAAGUUGCUCUGGAGGCCUGGUCAAUAUCAAUAUCAACUCGAUAACAAGUCCCCUCUCCCCUCCCCCACACCAUGCUCAAUCAGUCCCAAUCCCUUCCACAACGUUCUCCCAAUGUAAGACAGAGAGGCAAAAAGUACUGAAUUUAUAGCCAGAGGACCUUGGUUCGGGUGAUCUAUUUAUUAUCUGUGCAAUUUUGAACAAGUCAGUUCUCCCUUCUGGACCUCUGUUUCUUCAUCUGAAAAGUACAAGGAUUAGAUGAGGUCUAUAAAAUCCCUCCCACCUUUAAAUAUUAUAGUAGCAAAGGAGAACCUCACAGGGAAGGCUACAGUGGUAAAACUAACCAGUCUAUCUGGGGUGAGGGGUGGGAAGUAACACUGCCCAAGAGAUAUGUGGGGUUGAAGAGGGUGGAGAGGAGAGGAGAGCUGUAACAUAGCAGGGAGAGAAAUAGAGGGGAGAGAGGAAGGAGCCCUGAUGUCUGCUCCCUGGCUCUUUAUUUCUACCCUAAUUCCUUAAAACACUGGACUCAGAAGUCAGGAUUACUCUUUUUUGGUUUGUUUGGUUUGUUUUGUUUUUGUGGGGCAAUGAGGGUUAAGUGACUUGCCCAGGGUCACACACCCAGAAAGUGUCAAGUGUCUGAGGCCAAAUUUGAACUCAGGUCCUCCUGAAUCCAGGACUGGUACUUUAUCCACUGUGACACCUAGCUGCCCCCGAAAUCAGGAUUACUCUUAUCACGGAAUCUCAUCCAGUGGGGAGCUUCCAUGUGGAGGUGACUGAGGUACUUUGGAUGAGACUUUAGAACUGAGAAGGCUGAGGACUGCAGGGAGCAUGACAGAUACAAGCAGGAGGCAUGGCGCUAGGGGGAAAGGAGAAGUAGAGGGUGUGGCUCUUGGACCCACAAAUCGCCUUGUCUGUAGCUGCCCAAGCUGGGAGAUUGUAGAACACGUGACUCUCCUACUGUGUAGCCAGAGAAGCCAGUCCACCAGGGGUAGUGUCACAAUUGUCCCUCUGCCACAUCGUAGUAGUCUGAGGAAAAAGUAACCCUCUUGGUAUGGGAAAAAGAGAAGGGUCAGAGAAGUCUACAGCUGGAUUGUGGGUAGAGAAGGGGACCUAUAUGGGCAACCAGCUAGUAAGAAAUAAAGGGAAUAGGGGGGCGGCUAGGUGGCGCAGUGGAUAAAGCACUGACCCUGGAUUCAGAAGUACCUGAGUUCAAAUCCGACCUCAGACACUUGACAUUUACUAGCUGUGUGACCCUGGGCAAGUCACUUAACCCCCAUUGCCCCGCAAAAAACAAAAUAAACCCAAAGAAAUAAAGGGAACAUAUGAGUAGAAUGGAAUAAAGCUCCCUUUCAGCAUGCAGUUAUAUUAUCAAGUUGAUAACCACAACCAUAUUGAGGAUAGGAAGAGUGUGUUUGGUGGACCACAAAUACUUCCCCUGAGGCUUAAAGCCAGGUUUUUUUCCUGCUCUUUCUUGUUCCCAGUCCUGCUCUUCCCAACCUUGCCACAUGGAGAGGGGUAGAGGGUUGAAAAGUAAGUUGGGGUAGAGCCCUACCUGAGGCAGGUGGUACAUCAGCACCUACUGUCCCUGUGGCACUGGGAGGUGGGGGUGGGGGUACUCCUCUCCUGGAUUAAGGGACAGCAAAGACAAAGACUGGUCAGGAAGUAGUGGAGAUUCAACUUUACAAUCUGUUCUUGCCAAUCCCUACCCCCAGAACACUUUUACAGAUCCAAUUCCAUCACUUUCCCUUUAUAGCAUCAUUCAUGCCCCUUCCCCUCAAACUUCAAUCAUAUACCCUACAACCUGGCAGAUGGGGUGAUCUGUGAAUCUUGAGGGAGAUUCCUAAUCUCUGACAUCUCCGGGAGCCAUGACUGACGUGGGUCUGGCACUGGACAAGGAAGCAGAGGGACUGGGACUGGGGCUGGGGCUGACCAAGGCAGGUAAUGGUGGUGAAACACUAGCAUCUCCUCCUCUUCCUCCUCUCCUUCUUCAUCUUGCAGGUGUAGCAUGUUGACCUGAGGAGUGAGGGAAGAAGGGAUGUUCAAUCAGAUUUCUACCAAGCAAAGGUUUCCUUCCUUAUUUCCCUUUUCCCUCCAAUCCCUCUUUUCUGCUCCAAGACCCUAAUGUUCCAACCAUUAGCCUCCAGUCCUCUCUGUGACUGCCCCCCCCCAUGUUUAGACCCUACUUCUACCCAAAUCUCAUUCUCAAGUGAAGUCCUAUCUAAACCAAGCCAACCUCUCCCAACAACAGAGGAAAAUAAAGCACAGUCCUGGUGGGUAGAGAAAAACAAACCCCAUUCACCCUUUUCCCUCCUUUCUCUGCCUUUUUCAGGAGAGAAUGAUCAAGGAAUGGUUUGAUUGCUCACUCCUAUCAGUAAAAAUCUUUGGUGUAUGUAUCCCCAAUAUGUAUAUAUUUGCUUAUUUAUAAAUUAUAUAUACUAUUAUAUUAAAAUUAUGUACAUAAUAAAACUUACGCCAAAA
Messenger RNA from Dromiciops gliroides (monito del monte), 4127 nucleotides. It is a transcript of the gene ICAM2, whose product is annotated as intercellular adhesion molecule 2. Lineage: Eukaryota; Metazoa; Chordata; Mammalia; Microbiotheria; Microbiotheriidae. Gene Ontology annotation, biological process: cell-cell adhesion. Gene Ontology annotation, molecular function: integrin binding. Bases 37 to 864 code for a protein of 275 amino acids. Gene Ontology annotation, cellular component: membrane. The record is from RefSeq and is a predicted model, not a curated record. The transcript is spliced from 4 exons.